Odontomachus brunneus is the source of this 4063-nucleotide messenger RNA. RefSeq names its product ankyrin repeat domain-containing protein 31-like. The coding region runs from base 210 to 3560 and encodes 1116 amino acids. NCBI's taxonomy places the organism in Eukaryota, Metazoa, Arthropoda, Insecta, Hymenoptera, Formicidae. The record is from RefSeq and is a predicted model, not a curated record. The transcript is spliced from 7 exons. Gene Ontology annotation, molecular function: endonuclease activity; protein binding.
CAGGUAAAGCGAUUUUGCUACAAUUGCCUCGGAAGCCAAAACACGAAUUGUUAUCGAUUGGCCGAUAUUGUUUAUCCACUUUAUGUACAUUCUUUAUAACGAGUAAAAUAUGUAUAAAAGUAGACACUACUGCCUCACAUAAAAUAUGGAAAGUAUCUUUAGACAACAGAAAGAAAAUUGAAGGAUAUUGAAGAAAAGAAGGAAACAAAAUGUUGUCGACGCCAAAAGCGAAAGGUGGUUUGUUUUUGGCUUCAUCCCUCUGCGAUGGGCUUGAGGAUAAUAACAUAAGACAAGUGGCAACCCUUUUGUUAAAUAAGGAUGCAGAUCCUAAUGUUUUAAUUCCGACGCAUGGAGUCACUCCGUUUCACUUAGUUAUCGGCAAUGAUUCAGUGGGAUUUGCUGAAGAAGUUACUAAGCUAUUCCUACGUCAUGGUGGUGAUCCCAAUGUGAGGUCAAAUGAUGGUAUGACUCCGGUCCAUGUAGCAGCAGCUUGGGGUAGAUUAAAUAUAUUAGAGUUACUUUUGGCAAAUGGUGGUGAUCCACUGUGUUUGGACAGUGAUGGACGUAGUCCAUUUCACUAUGCCUUUGAUGGGAAGUAUUUUAAAGCUGUGACGAUGCUUGCAAAAUAUUGCGAGAAUACUCAAGAUGAUAACGAUGAGCCAAAGUAUAAUAUGAUGCUUGAUAAAGUUUUACUUACUAAUGGAGACAUAAUUGCUGAAUAUGUUGCAUCACAUAAUGUGGUAUUAGACUUAAACACAAAUAAUGCACCAAAGAAUAAUACAGGUUUUUACAGUUGUAAACCAAACUCUUCUUUGACAAACUUAACAUUGAACAAUACAUCAAAAAUGAAUGUUAGCAAACUUGAGACAGAGUCAGUGAGCAAUACAGAUAUGGAGGAAUAUGAAGAAGAUACAAAUAUAAAAUCUGCAGAUUUAUCUAAUAAUGAAAUAUUUGUUGAAGGGAGUAAUUUUUCACAGACUGAUAGUAAGGACAUGCUAAACUAUUCGUUUGUUGAUCUCGAUUUCGACUUUGCAAGCUUGCAUCUUUCCGAUGUCAUGCAAAAGGAAAAAUGUCUCGUCAGUAAGAUCAUUAGUCACCUUUCGACGACAUUAACGAGCGAUUGUACUAUUAAUGAGACUCUGCAAAAUUAUAAGAAAAAUAAACAUGAGAGCGUAACGAACUCUUCGGAUAUGUUCAGUUCGCCCCCAUUAAAAGAGAAGAUCAAAGCGUUUCGUGAAUAUCGCAAAACUCCGAAGAACUUCUCGUCCAAGCUCAAGCAUAAUCGCAAUAAGGACAUUUUGAAACCGAGCACUCCCACUGUAAAAAAGCAGUGCUCAAAGUUCAGCACAGGAAGCACUUCCAGAAAGAAAUAUAAGAAGACUUCGGAUAAGAUUCUCUUAACACCACCGUAUAUCUUGGAUAAUUCCAUUAUCAGUAUGUCGCCGAAUUUUAACACACCUAAUUAUAGAAAAAGGAUAAAUGCUACCAAGACUCCAUUAAUACUCUCUCAUGUUCAUAACGAUGAUAUCGUCAGUAGAUCACCUAAUUUUCUAACACCGGCUCGUGCAGGCGAAAAGAGAAACAUAGAUAAAACGUCACUCGUUAGCGGCUGCCUAUCCCCGAAAAUGUUAAAAAAAUCCCACGAGUACAAAACUCAAACGCAACACUCAGAGUUUAAUCGGUGCAAAAGAUACAUCGCUCAGUCAACGCCGAGGAGAAAGAAGAGAUCAAUAUACAAGCUGCACUCCAGUAGGAAACGACCCGAUUGUUAUCGGCAAGAGGACGACGUUACUGCCGAUGAGUGUAUGAUUCGUAACACUUUAAAGCCGAUCAAUUUGGGCAAGACUAUUUUCUUAGAAGAGGCUGAACAUGCAAUUCACCAUGAUAUUCUAAACUCUAAUUCUAAUUUUGGAUCUUUGCUGUUAAACUCUAAUGAAACUGUGGAAUUAGGACGUCAGAACUAUAUGGCAAUAAGGUUGAACGAUAACAAGUAUGACGAAGAUGAUACAGCACAUUAUAAUAGUGACUCGAGCCAGAUGGAUUUAGAUAACAGUUUUAAUCAAAUGGGAAAAAAGGACGAAUCUUUCGACAGUUCCGAUAAUGACAAAAAUGACUGUAUGAAACACAAAAACCAUCAACUGAAUGCCCCAUUUGUGACGAUUCGGAAAAAUAGUUUUAAAAUUGGAAAGGCAACCGGCAAUCCGACAAAUUCGGCCAUCAAUAACAUCGGAUCCACGUACACAAUCAGCUCGUUAUAUGGAGAAAAUUAUGUGGACUGCGUUGAUUGUGAUACAAAGAAAUUAUUAAAUGAGGAUAUACAUAUGAACAUAAGUAAGACCUGUAAUUUACACGCAAAGAGCUGGUGCAGCAAUAGACUUCACGAACCUUUCCCACAUAAAUCGGAGCCGGAAAACGAUUCGCACAUUUCCAUCGUGAAUUUACCCGCAAAAUGUGAAAUCUACUUGCCAAAUUGUCCAAGAUUGUACUCUUUGAAACUAAACAUCGAUUCCAAAGGAGCAGAGGACACACUGGAAACGGGAAACUCGAGUAUACAUAAAAUCGAAAGAAGCUCGUCUCUGCUUUCAUAUAUUACCACUCAAGAGUAUAAAUAUGAAGAUCUCGAAGAAGGCGUAGUUUUACUGGAACGGAGACUUUGCGUUUCAUCAUUUGCUACUCUUAGUGGAAGUGAAUGCAAUAUUAAAAACGGAAUGUCUGGUGCUUCAAGUAUGUCGACCAUUCAGAGCUUACCGAAGGAACUGUUAAUUGAUGAUAUUGCACUCAGAAGAGAACUUGCUCAGCUUGGCGACUCGCCCGGACCAAUCACCGACACCACCAGAAACGUUUACAAGAAACGCCUUAUGCAUUUAAGGAGCAUUAACGCUCUGCCGAGGCUGUCAGUGCCACGGAACAUUUCGAGGAAUUAUGCAGAACAAUAUCAUCGAGUUAUCAAGUCUCAUUUAGAGUUUGGCGACUGGGUGAAUCAUCUCGAUACUUAUAGGAGUCUGGAGAGACAGGUGUUUCAAGAGUUCGUAUCGCCGAAUCCAUCUCGACGGUGGCGCGAGGGCAGGUCGCAGACGUCUUUCAAUUAUCUGCUAUUGGAUCCGCGUGUGACACAAGAUUUGCAACAUCGCAAAAUUUAUCUCACGGAAGCCGAGGUGUGGUCGAUUUUUCUCAAUGCUAUAUUCUACAUCGGAAAAGGAAAGCGUUCCCGGCCAUUCGCACAUCUCUACGACGCCUUCAAAAUAUGGGUGUCGAAGACGUCCCUUAGCGUGAAUAGGAAGAUCAACUGCAUUCUCGAUAUAUGGAACAAUGAUCACGGCGUGAUCUGUCUGCAUGUCUUUCAGAAUGUCAUUCCGGUAGAAGCGUACACGAGAGAGGCCGCGAUGAUAGACGCGAUCGGAACGGAAUGCCUGGGAAAUUGCAAGGGCGGUGAGUACUAUGGCAUCGCUGCGACGUGGAGUCUGCAGCAAAAGCAAAAAUUCGGCAGAUACUUAUUAUACAGAGCCUUGCAGAUUUUGUUGCAUGAGGGAGAACGUCAGCUUUUUCCUCAGAACUUGUAGUAAUCGAUUGUCAAUAUCAAUUAGGCAGAGAGCAUUUUUCAUUGUGUAGGUAUAAAUGCGUUUGUGAUGUAAUAAGGUUGUAUUAAUGCAGGCAGUUAAAAUUUGCAGAUUAUAUUGUCUUGUACCUGUCAAUGAAUUAGACUCUCGCGACGUAAUGAUGAUCCUAUGUAUGUAUAAAUAACAGAAGCAAAUCUGUACAAAAUAUACUUUUAAAUUGAACAUUGCUUUAAGAUGAACAGGACAGAUCAAGAUGUUACAUCAUGUACAUAUGAUACAUAAGACUGUAAAUAUAAUGAACUUGUUUAUUUGGAACUUCAUAUUUAUAAAUUAGGCUAUAUGAUCUCAUUGAAUUGUAAAGGAAAAAUCAACAAACUAUACACAUAAGAUAAAUCGUUUAUAUAUACAGAUGUAAUUAUCGUUAUCUUUAGACAACAUUUGUCAAUACAAAAAGAUGAACAUAUAUAUAUGAGAAGCAUACUAAAUAAAGAACUUUGGUUCUUCAA